Messenger RNA from Oryzias latipes (Japanese medaka), 3098 nucleotides. RefSeq names its product MFSD2 lysolipid transporter A, lysophospholipid b (gene mfsd2ab). Gene Ontology annotation, molecular function: lysophospholipid:sodium symporter activity; fatty acid transmembrane transporter activity. The record is from RefSeq and is a predicted model, not a curated record. NCBI's taxonomy places the organism in Eukaryota, Metazoa, Chordata, Actinopteri, Beloniformes, Adrianichthyidae. Gene Ontology annotation, biological process: lysophospholipid translocation; carbohydrate transport; lipid transport across blood-brain barrier. Gene Ontology annotation, cellular component: plasma membrane.
UUACUACACAUCCUCUCUCGCCUUAAGCAGAACCGGAGCCAAAGCGGGAGGAAGAGCUCUCCCUUCAUCCUGAACAUUCGUUUAACGUAUGCGUUCGUUUUCGUCUCGAUAAGAAACCAACCGAGGGACCAGCUGCUGCCUCCACCAUGGCGAAGGGAGAGGGAAGUGAACAAUGCUCCAACGCCAGUUUGUUGGCCAAAGGAGUCGGAGAAAGCUCGGAUGUGAUCAAACUCCCCGCGAAGAGUGAGUGCAGGAAGAAGUUGACGGUCUGCAACAAAAUCUGCUACGGCAUCGGCGGCGCGCCAUACCAGAUCACCGGAUGUGCUCUGGGUUUUUUCCUGCAGCUCUACCUGCUGGACAUCGCUCAGUUGGAUCCCUCUUUAGCCUCCAUCAUUUUGUUUGUUGGCCGGGCUUGGGACGCUGUGACUGACCCCACAGUGGGCUUCCUGGUCUCCAGGAGCCCGUGGACACGUUUUGGACGCAUGAUGCCCUGGAUCAUGUUGUCCACUCCUCUGGCUGUUCUCUCUUAUUUUCUCAUCUGGUACGUCCCCCCCUUUGAGAAUGGAAAAGUAUUCUGGUACCUCUUCUUCUACUGCACCUUCCAGGCCCUCCAGACGUGUUUCCAUGUUCCGUAUUCCGCGUUGACCAUGUUCAUCAGCUCUGACCAGAAAGAACGUGACUCUGCCACUGCAUAUAGAAUGACCGUGGAGGUUCUGGGCACGUUGAUCGGCACCGCCGUGCAGGGGCAGAUCGUGGGAAUGUUCAACGCGCCCUGCAUCCACGGACCCGCGGACAUGAUGUCGGGGAUGAACGUCUCGCUCUCGCUCAACCAGACGGAGCAUACCAUCUCCCUGCAGCACACGAGAGUGGCCUACAUGAUUGCUUCUGCAGUCAUCUCCUCCAUUUACAUUCUCUGCGCCGUCGUCUUAUUCUUUGGAGUGAAGGAACAAAAAGAGGCGGGCCGCCUCCAAUCAGAACCCUUGUCCUUCUUCCAAGGGAUAAAGCUGGUGAUGGGGUACGGGCCGUACGCCAAGCUGGUCAUGGUCUUCCUCUUCACCUCGCUGGCCUUCAUGCUCUUGGAGGGAAACUUUGCUCUGUUCUGCAGCUACACGCUGGGAUUCAGGAACGACUUCCAGAAUGUUCUGCUGGUCAUCAUGCUCUCGGCCACCCUGACCAUCCCCUUCUGGCAGUGGUUCCUGACUCGCUUCGGGAAGAAGACCGCGGUCUACGUUGGCACCCUGUCUGUGGUUCCCUUCCUGAUCCUGGUGGUCUGCAUAAAGAGUAACCUGAUCGUCACUUACGUGGUCUCCUUCUUCGCCGGGGUGGCGGUGGCUGCAGCUUUCCUGCUGCCCUGGUCCAUGCUCCCGGACGUCGUGGAUGACUUCCAAGUGCGCAACCCCGAAUCGGCGGGUCAUGAAGCUAUCUUCUACUCCUUCUACGUCUUCUUCACCAAGUUUGCCUCUGGAGUUUCUCUGGGAGUGUCCACUCUCAGUUUAGACUUUGCGGGCUACAUCAGUCGAGGCUGCUCUCAACCCUCCAGUGUAGACUUGACUCUAAAAAUUCUGGUUUCCGCCGGUCCAAUCGUCUUCAUCAUAAUCGGCUUGGGAAUUCUGUACUCCUAUCCGAUCGACGAGGUGAGACGGACGAAAAACCGAAAGAUGCUGCAGGAACUGAGGGACAACGAAGCCGAUUCAGAAACGGACUCUGCCGAGCUGGCUAAUAUUAUCUAGCACGUUAUCAGAACCCCUGCGGACCAAAUGGAGCGGACCGGCACUUUGCACUUGACAGACCCAGCUGACCCGUCCAGGCCUGUCGGAUCGGAAAGCCUCUGCCUCGUUGGGCCGCGCCGAUGCUGCUGUUCCACGUACAGAACUGUAGAGUUGAUGCACGUGUGUAACUGUGAGCCUGGCCGAAGUAAGGCCUAUAGAAAAAGCCUUACUUUUUCUAUAACAAACUUAUUUAUUGGGAAUCACUGAGUUUUGUUUUUGGACGGAAGCACUUGUUAAACUACACAAAAGGGUGUCGAGCUUGUUUGAAUUAACAGGUGCUGCUGGUAGAAGUUUCUGCUGUUUUAUAGUUGAACAGCAGCGUCGCCUUAACUCCGCCUCUUUUUUUAGGGGCUAAAAAAACAACCCAAAGCGACAGAGUUUCUGUGUGUUCUGAACACCUUAUAGCAACGUAGUUGCCCAACCCAUUGGUUCCCCCUCGCCGUCGUCUUUCUAUCCGUCUCUUUGAAGCUGGAUUUCAGAACAAAGAGUUCUGCUGAAACUACUAAAGCACCCUUUGUUUGCACAACUCACUGCCAGGUUAACCUAACCAUCCACGUAUUUAAAGAAAAUGUUCUCAUUAAGCUGUUUUCUGCAGGUGCUUUAAUGUGAUGACUGUAAGUGGUUCGUAAGUGAGGAGUGUCUGCUCAUAUUUAUUAGUUGGACUGUUCAGCUCCCGUUUGCUGGUUUCUCAGUGUCUUCAGGAACGACGAUGCAUUUCAGAGCGGGAGAGAGAACUUUUCUAACAAUCAAGUGUUUUUAAAUCGGUACAAUCCUGGCAUUGAACCAAGGGAAGCACACGCCUGUACAGUGGGGUUAGGGCGGGGAAGUGUUUGCUUGUUUUCUGGAUGUUUUUGUUUUUGAAAACGAUCUCUGCCAACCCUCAGCUCCUGUCAUUUAAACUGAGAUUUUUCAUCUUUCAUAUCAGCCGAUAUGGAAAUGUGCAUGUGCAGUGUCAUAUGUUAUACAUACUGUUACAUCUGUAUAUGACAACUGAGUUGCCAAAGUAAAUUUCUUGACUGUGGUUCCUCCUCAGGGGGGGCGGGGCCAAGGCGUUGUUGUAAAUCAUCCAGUUUUGUUUUACCAAUGAAUCUUUUUUUUUUACUUGAAAGUUUCCUUUACAAGUUUGAGGCUUUAGCCAAACGUGUGAGCUUUAAUCCCGCGGAGACACACGAGCCUUGUGUACACGCCUCCUGUGCAAAUGUAAAUAUUUUGUGUAAAUGUGUACAGACCUUUGAUAUUUGUGGCUGCUCGUGACAGAAGCUCCUGUAAAGAUGUUGUAUUUAAAAACGACGUGGAAGAUGACCAUUAAACCGAUUACAUGUUCUCUGA